Lutzomyia longipalpis is the source of this 1744-nucleotide messenger RNA. Its product is annotated as L-dopachrome tautomerase yellow-f2-like. The record is from RefSeq and is a predicted model, not a curated record. NCBI's taxonomy places the organism in Eukaryota, Metazoa, Arthropoda, Insecta, Diptera, Psychodidae. The transcript has 2 exons. The coding region runs from base 253 to 1575 and encodes 440 amino acids. Gene Ontology annotation, cellular component: extracellular region.
CAAAAAUUUUAAAAGAAAAGGGAGAGUACGUACAAAGCGAUUAUUUGUACCUAUAGUUAUAAUAAAAAAGAGAAUUCCGUUUGUACGGGGAUUGGGCAGCAAAAGAAAGGAAAAUUUUGCAAGUGAAUCUGCUGCUGCGUGCUUUUGUAGGUCUCUGUCGAGGUUCUUGUUCUCGCGAGACGUGGCUCAGUCAGGCAUUAGUGAACAUAUUGCUUGUAUUCCCAUCGUCAGUCGUGAUCAAGCUGUGAGAGGAUGAAGUCGAGUGUUUCUGUGAUUUUGCUGCUGUGCAGCAUUGUGUUAAUUGGUAGUGCCCAGGGCUACGUAGCGAGGCCACACUACGUGGCUGGAGGAAAUCCCACACUUCCUGACCCCUUCGAGGUGGUCUGUCGAUGGAAGCAGCUCAGCUACCGCGACCCCCCACGUUCCCCGGAGGAUCAACUUGCUGGCCAGGAUUACUACAUUGCCAAAAAUAACAUUCCAACGGGAUUCUCAAAGCACUUCCAAUCAAGAAGGAUCUUUGUCACUGUACCCCGUCGUACGCCAGGAAUUCCCUCAACAGUGAACUUUGUCUUUGAGGAUGAAUGUCGCAAUGGAAGCCCCAGUCUCAGACCCUAUCCGGAUUACGUCACAAAUGAACUUGAGAAUGAUUUAGCUGAGAAUCCAGCGAGAAUCAUUUCAGUCUAUCGUCCCGUUGUGGACGUGUGCAAUCGCCUUUGGUUCGUGGACACUGGGAUUCUCGAGUACCCCCAGGGGAAUCGCACGGUAGUCCAGAAUCCAGCAAUUUGGAUAUUCGAUUUACGUCGCAAUCGUGUCAUAAGGCGCUUCACAAUUCCCGAUGGGCUCUACGGUGUUGAGGGUGUUGGCCUGAUCUCCAUGACGGUGGACACGAAUGCCUACAACUGCGACGACGCCCACGCGUAUAUGCCUAAUUUGGAAUUGCGGAACCUUCUUGUCUACUCACUGCGACGGAAUGAUAUUUGGACUUUCACGCAUCCCUUCAUGCAGCCCGAUAUGGCGAAUGCAAACUACGUACUGGAUGGGUUGAAGUUUGGCUUCCCCGAUGGGAUCUUCUCGGUAGCCCUGUCGCCAAAUGUUAACAAUCGCAUCGCCUUCUUCCACCCAUUGGCUAGUUUGCAGGAGUUCUCCGUUCCCACGCGAGUUCUCAAGGAUAAAAGUCUCUCUCCGGAUAAAUAUGCGCCUGGUGACUUUAAGGAUUUAGGCGUGAGGGGAAGGCAAGCGCAGUCAGCUACUCAUGACAUUGAUCAACGUGGUGUGCUGUACUACACGGAAAUCCAAACAAACUCCAUCAAGUGCUGGAAUACUCAAACUGCGCUGAAGCCGGAAAAUGUGGGAACAGUGUACGAGGAUGCAGAAACCCUGACUUAUCCGAAUGAUCUGGAAAUUGACCCUGUUGGUGACAUCUGGGCCAUGUCCAAUCGCCUCCCGAUCUUCAUCUACCGCGGACUCAAUCCAGACGAAUACAACUUCCACAUUGUCCGCGGCCGUGGGGACUAUGCCAUUCAGAAUACCGUCUGCAAUGUUCCAGAUCCAGAUGCAAUUGUCUUCGGGGAAUGAUUUCCAUCAUCUCAAGGAGGAUUCUUUAUUCUUAGAAGUUAAAACAGAGUCAAGAGAGAUCCUCAAUAAGCAGGGAAGUUAAUGAUGUAUUUUUAAUUUUGAUGAAUUUGUGAAUUUAUAAUGAUAGAGACUCAAUAAAAUAAAUACCUACAACAACUAAAAAUAAAAA